CGACAAGAGACCUGCCGAUUAUUAUUCUCCUAGAAAAACCAAUCUUUCCCCCCACCAUCCCUGUCCGAGCUGAAUUCCUCUGCCUCUUGUUCCCAUCCUCUUCACCAGGAGGUGGGCAGCGCCUCUCCGCGUGCGGUCCGUGUGGGCGGGUCCGGUCCUCCUCCGUCGUCCCGGACGCGAAUCUCUGGGCAGCGGUGAAUAGGAGUCGUCCGAGGCGGCCAUUGAAACCCCGCCUUCGAUUGGAGUGCUUUCGGGGGGGGGGGGGGGGUGGGGGUGGUGUCGGAGGCUCGUCGCCGGGUGCUUGGGUUGAUGUUGGGAGUGCGCGAAUCGGCUCAAGUUCUGAUCUUGGCGAGUCUGGAAUCACGGGAUUCUUUGGGGUUUUUGUCCUAAGCUUUCAAGGCUACAGGAUUGUGCUGCUGAUUCGUCUGAAACCAUGGAGACUACUAGCUCAACAAAUGAGCAUACCGGUAGGGGGACAAUGUGGGAGCUGGAAAGGAAUCUCGAUCAGCCCAUGGAUGCAGAGGCCGGGAGAUUAAGGAACAUGUACAGGGAAAAGACCUACCCGACACUUGUACUGUUACAACUUGCUUUCCAAAGCCUUGGCGUGGUGUUUGGAGACUUAGGCACAUCACCUUUAUAUGUCUUCUACAACAUUUUCCCUCAUGAUAUAGAAGACACGGAACAAGUCAUUGGAGCACUCUCGCUUAUUAUUUACUCCCUUACUCUGAUUCCACUUGUUAAAUACGUCUUCAUUGUCUUGAGGGCAAACGAUAACGGCCAAGGUGGAACAUUUGCUCUUUAUUCACUGCUUUGCCGGCAUGCAAAGAUAAACACUAUUCCUAAUCAGCAUCGAACAGAUGAAGACCUAACAACAUACAGCCGCCACACAUAUGAUGAGAAAUCUCUUGCUGCAAAGAUCAAAAGAUGGUUAGAGGGGCACCAAUUCAGAAAGAAUGUCAUUCUUAUUCUCGUUCUUUUUGGUACUUGUAUGGCAGUUGGAGAUGGAAUCCUCACUCCUGCCAUAUCAGUUCUUUCUGCAACUGGAGGAAUACAAGUGGAAAAGCCCAAAAUGAGAAAUGAUGUGGUUGUCAUCCUCUCUGUGGUCAUAUUGAUUGGAUUAUUCAGCAUGCAGCACUUUGGCACUGAUAAAGUCAGCUGGCUUUUUGCACCAAUAGUAUUUGUUUGGUUCAUUCUCAUUGGAAUCCUGGGCGCUGUAAACAUCUCCAAAUACGAUCGAUCUGUCCUCAAGGCGUUUAAUCCUAUGUAUGUCUAUCGGUACUUUAAGCGAGGGAAGACUAGCUGGGCUUCUUUAGGAGGAAUCAUGCUCAGCAUUACAGGGACAGAAGCACUGUUUGCUGAUCUUUCAUAUUUCCCUGUACAAGCUAUUCAGAUUGCUUUCACCGUGGUUGUGUUUCCAUGCCUUCUUUUGCAGUAUACUGGCCAAGCUGCCUAUAUAGCUCAGAACAGAAAUAGUGUCGUCCAUGCUUUCUAUUAUUCCCUUCCAGAUUCUGUACGGUGGCCAUCAUUCAUUGUUGCAACAGCUGCUGCAGUGGUUGCUAGCCAAGCAACUAUAUCGAUGACGUAUUCGAUUAUCAAGCAAGCACUCGCUCUAGGUUGUUUCCCCAGAGUGAGGAUCAUCCAUACGUCCAAGAAGUAUCUAGGCCAGAUAUACAGUCCUGAUAUCAAUUGGAUCCUUUUGAUAUUCUGCAUUGCUGUCACUGCUGGAUUUAAAAACCAAAGUCAGAUAGCAAAUGCAUAUGGUACUGCUGUGAUAAUGGUUAUGCUUGUGACAACAUUUCUCAUGGUCCCCAUAAUGCUGCUGGUGUGGCGCAGCCACUGGAGCUUGGUCAUUCUUUUCACGGCGCUGUCAUUGGUUGUUGAAAUUCCAUACUUCUCUGCUGUGGUGCGGAAGAUCGAUCAGGGUGGAUGGGUUCCUCUUGUGUUUGCCGGCGCCUUCCUCAUCAUCAUGUACGUAUGGCACUACGGUACACUCAAGCGCUACGAAUUUGAGAUGCACAGCAAGGUGUCCAUGGCAUGGAUCCUAGGCCUUGGUCCAAGCCUUGGUCUGGUCAGGGUGCCCGGUGUGGGCCUGGUGUAUACUGAGCUGGCCAGUGGCGUUCCUCACAUCUUCUCGCACUUCAUCACCAACCUCCCGGCCAUCCACUCCACUCUGGUUUUCGUCUGCGUGAAAUACCUUCCUGUCUACACUGUGCCACCUGAUGAAAGGUUCCUUGUGAAGCGGAUCGGUCCCAAGAACUUCCACAUGUUCCGGUGCGUGGCGCGGUAUGGCUACAAGGACAUCCACAAGAAGGAUGACGACUUCGAGCAGAUGCUCUUCAACAGCCUGAUGCUCUUUGUCCGGCUGGAGAGUAUGAUGGAAGAGUACACGGACUCUGACGAGUACAGCACCCGUGAGCUGAACCAGGCAGGCAACGCCAACUCAAGAAUCAAUGGCAUCAACGCCGGUUCAAACAUGGAUCUCAGCUACACAUCCCAUGACUCCAUCAUACAGGUGCAGUCCCCAAACCAUACGGGGAGCAGCCAGGAGAUGCCGUCGGGGCAGACGUACCAGACGGUGGGUGACGAGAUCGCGUUCCUGAACGCAUGCAGGGAAGCCGGGGUGGUGCACAUCCUCGGGAACACGAUCAUCAGGGCUCGCAGGGACUCGGGGCUCCUCAAGAAGAUCGCCAUCAACUACAUGUAUGCUUUCCUCAGGAAGAUCUGCAGGGAGAACAGUGUCAUCUUCAAUGUUCCCCAUGAGAGCCUACUGAAUGUUGGGCAAGUGUUCUAUGUGUAAGCACUGAGAGUAAUCACAAGUAGAUGAUGAGAUGUUCAGCCUCAGAAGUCAGAACUACUGGAGAGAAGAUAGGUAGCUGUAUUUUGUCCAUAGCUUAUAGGAGCCUUUGUUGAAAGAAUUGUACAGCAUCAUGUGAUCAUUUGGAGCCUGGUCAAUACUUCAGUGGUGGUCAUGUUCGUUCUGCAGAACUUGUGCUGCAUGCAUAUGUGUAAUAGCAGGUUGUCAAAUCCAGAGUAAUUCUGCCGCGUACC
Messenger RNA from Panicum hallii, 3048 nucleotides. Its product is annotated as potassium transporter 18. Lineage: Eukaryota; Viridiplantae; Streptophyta; Magnoliopsida; Poales; Poaceae. Gene Ontology annotation, molecular function: potassium ion transmembrane transporter activity. Gene Ontology annotation, cellular component: membrane. The transcript has 10 exons. The record is from RefSeq and is a predicted model, not a curated record. Gene Ontology annotation, biological process: potassium ion transmembrane transport. The coding region runs from base 434 to 2797 and encodes 787 amino acids.